Pseudogymnoascus verrucosus is the source of this 1431-nucleotide messenger RNA. RefSeq lists its product as uncharacterized. The coding region runs from base 841 to 1431 and encodes 196 amino acids. The transcript is spliced from 2 exons. NCBI's taxonomy places the organism in Eukaryota, Fungi, Ascomycota, Leotiomycetes, Thelebolales, Thelebolaceae. The record is from RefSeq and is a predicted model, not a curated record.
GUUUGCCUACAGCUUACUAUGCCGCCAAGAUCUGCAUCCUCGCGGCAUACAGCCGGUACUCGAGCAAUUAUCAUCCCACAUCAGCCAAAACCCCCUCGUAUAUGCCCUAUACCGGCAAAGCUAUUUCGGGAGCCCCAACAACAUCUCGAUGUUUCGCUUUGCUUCCCGGUAAAAGUAAGACACAGCAUGCACCCCCACCCGCACAUCCCGUAUCCAGCGCACAGGUCCCCUCGUACAGGUUUACCAGCCUCACCUCAGUCCGCCGAUCUCAGCUCCGAGCAGCAACGUCGCACGCCGUAAGCAAGCGUGGAUAAUCCCCCCGAACGGAUUUGACGGCGCUGAUCAAACUCGCUCGCUCGAGGAAUGCUCAGACCGCUGCCAGUAGGCCGUGUCCGUGUUGUGGAAAUAACCUUUAUUUAGCGCACCAGGUGGCAGGAAUGGGGAGCGAAAGGCUGGGGUUUGUGGUGGGCGUGCUCUCCAAUCAGACUGUGAGCUGGUGCCGAUCAAGACAUCACGAUGGGGGAAUACGAGAGAGGCACUCACGUAAGAGCGUGCUGCUGCGCAAACUUCCUUUGGUGGGGGGAGAGACAAAUGGCGCGCAAACAGUAACACGUCGUAUCCCAUUCCAAGGCUUGAGCUGAGAGAUGCAUUAUGCCCGAAUUAGCCUGCUCGGCGGUCACUGGGUUUAAGCCAUGGAGGGGGAGGGGAAAUGUAUAUAACCAUGGACCUCCUCGUGGUUGGGAGAUAUCUCUUUACCCACAGCUCACACACUCUUCUCCCGCCUUAAGCCACCAGAAAAUUCUCAAACAGCUUCAUAGCUACUACUUCUAAACCGCAAACAUGGUCCAAACCGCAUUCACCCUCAUCCUCGCCACGGUAGCUACCCUCGUCGCCGCCUCCCCCGUCACCCUCGACAAGCGCUGCGGAACUACCAUCCUGCCCUCUACGCAGAUCCAGCUGAAGCAGAGUGCACCAAACACUCCCUUCCCCAACACGGCGAAAACCGACAAGUCUAUCUCCAUCUCCCAGGGCCCCAACGGCUCCAACAAAGUCAACGAACUAAUCGCCUUCACCGGCGCCGUCGGCGCAUUCGGCUGCUCCCUCGGCAUCACCUUCCCCGCCGGCGCCGUUAUCACUCAAUCCGGCGGCCCCCCCACGCUGAACGUUCACACCGUCCCUACCCCCUUGCCCGCAAACCCAACAUUCAACAACAUCCACCCCGCAACGCUCUUCGGCACCGUGACCGUGCUAGCUGGACAGAGCACCGUGAUUAACAGCAGGACGUGUCCGACUGCCGCGGAGGGGGGACUGGGGUUUGUGUUUGGAUACGCGGAUUGGCAGACGCAGCAGAGUAGUGUGGGGUGGACGGAGUAUGUUAACGCGGCUAAUGGGGCGGGGUUGACGGGGGUGUUUUUGAAGUUCAAUUGUUAG